AUGGCCGAAAGACAGGUUCCUGUCAUUUCGCUCAGAGACUUUGAGCAACGCAGGGAUGAAAUCACAGCAAAGCUGAUCGAAGCGGCCGAAAAUGAUGGCUUCUUCACUUUGGUUGAUCAUGGCAUUUCGAAGUCAGAAAUCGAGGCCCAAUUCUCCAUUUCUAAAACAUUCUUCGAUCUCCCAGCCGAGAUAAAGAGCAAGACUGCCCAUGAUCCCAUAACCAACAGCGGAUGGGAAUAUAAGGCCCAGUUGCGUCCCAGUACCGGCACAUACAACCAGAAGGAGUCGCUUUAG
Penicillium subrubescens is the source of this 294-nucleotide messenger RNA. RefSeq names its product 2-oxoglutarate and iron-dependent oxygenase domain-containing protein. The record is from RefSeq and is a predicted model, not a curated record. The transcript is spliced from 3 exons. Bases 1 to 294 code for a protein of 97 amino acids. Lineage: Eukaryota; Fungi; Ascomycota; Eurotiomycetes; Eurotiales; Aspergillaceae.